Molecule: messenger RNA, 1670 nt
Organism: Nymphalis io (European peacock)
Lineage: Eukaryota; Metazoa; Arthropoda; Insecta; Lepidoptera; Nymphalidae
Product: protein crossbronx homolog
Exons: 5
Coding region: 82-774 (230 amino acids)
Source: RefSeq, a predicted model, not a curated record
UCCUAAAUAAAAAACAAUACGGGAAGUGUCCAAAUUAUAAACUUAUGUUUUAAAUAAACUGUAGUUUCUAUAACACUAUCUAUGAAUGAAGAUACAUAUAUAAACGCAAAAAACAUGAAGGAAGGAGGAUAUUCUAUUUUUCAUCAAGAGUACAUCAUCAUGGCAGAAUAUCGUAUGCUGCAAACUGAAAAUUUACCUGGAAUUUAUGUCAUUCCAUCCCAUGAAAACUCAUUUUUAUGGUAUGGUGUAAUAUUUAUUAGAUCGGGUACAUAUGGAGGAGGAGUGUUUAGAUUUACUUUAACUUUACCUGAAAAAUUCCCAGAUGACACAGUUCCUACUAUAACUUUUACAUCACAAAUGUUUCAUCCAGCAAUAGACUCUGCAACUGGUAUUCUUAGUCUGAGUGAAGUUUUCCCACAGUGGGAUAGGAAACAAAAUCACAUUUGGCAAAUCCUAAAAUACUUGCACUGGAUAUUUCACAAUUUGAAUAUGAAAGUACCAGCCAAUAAUGAUGCUUCUACACUUUAUAAAACAAACAGAAAAUUAUUUAUUGAUAAGGUAAAAGAAAGUAUAGCCUCUAGUAAUGAGCAUAUAUAUGAUGAACCUCCCACUGAAGAUAAGCAUUACAUAACAUUCAAACCAUAUGACCCAAAUAUACAUGACUCAGCUAAAAACAUGAUGUUAAAGGUUCCUGGUGGAAAUGAAAGUUCACAUGGCAUUUCAUGGGUACAAUCUGGAUCUUAUCAAUCUUUUUCAAAAGACGAUACUACAUAGCAAUUAAAUAUAUAAUUAUAUUUUUAAAAAUAUCACAAAAAAGCACAGCCAUAUAACAAACCUGUGAUAAACAUUAUAUAACAAAUAUUUCAAUUAAUUCAUGUUGUGUAGAUUUGACAUUAAUAUUCAACAUGUCAAUAAGAAACAAUGAUGAGUGACUACUAGCUAUACAUACACAGCUUUACAUAUAAAUGUUGUUUAAAAAUGUCUUCUUUUAAAUGCUAAACAACAUUUGUAAGUAAAGCAUUUAGUUACAUUAAUAUAAUUGAUUCCUUUUCUUAAUUUAAAAAAAAAAAACUUAUUCAAUCUUAUUGUGAUUAUUAUUGUUAACAAUUAAUUACAUGUGAUUAAAUCACUAUUUUAAUUCAAAUUAUCCCAAUUUGAAUUAUAAUAGCCAUUAAUAUAAACUCAAGUUUAAACUGCAAUCAUAUCUUUAUAUGAGUAUCAACUCUGUUGAUAAAUUAGGUAAAUAAAAAUACAAAUAUGAUUGUGGUUAACACCUGAUAUUAUUUAUAUAUUUUUGUGAUAUAACAUACAUCACAAAAGUUUCAUCUGUACAUAAAUAAAAAUCUUAAUAUUUUCAUAUAUUUCUAUUUUAAUUAUUUUAACAGAACACAUCAUGUAAACUAAGUUUUUGCACAUUCUUUAAGUAUAUUUAAUGUCUUUUUUUUAACAGAAAGAAGACUAAUACAUUAUUUACAAAACCCUUGUUUUAAUUUUAAAUAUAAACAAAUAUUUAUUACAAAUAUAUACAUCACUAUAUAUAAAACAAAGUGCUUCUGCCAUGUCUGUCUGCAAUAAACAAAAAACUACCUUUUCGUAUGGUUUUCAUAUGGUUUGCACCAAUGGAUGGAGUGAGGAAGGUUUAGGUGAAUGUUGUAUAACGAGAAUUGUUG